GAUGCCAGUCAAUCACACGGCUGAAAUACUAAAUAAAUGACUUUCCAACAUUUGUCUUCUGACGGGAUCUUGGGCUUGGGAUAAGGCUGUUUAUGGCAAAUUUUACAAUAUUAUCUGGAGUCAUAAACUCUUUUGUUAGGAACAGUGUGUUUGUAAAGAUGACCUGUUUAAUAUGACUCGCUUUGACUUUACAAUGACACCUAGCUGUGUACUGAUGUUGAACGCAAAAUGUCAGAAUUACACACAGGAGGACGCACACCGUGUGUGGGGGUGUUAACGGAAAGAUUACUGCUGCGCAAGUCAAAGGCAGCUGUUGACAUAGACGCAACGCACCUAGCGCAGUGUCGAGUAACUGCCGGUUUAUUUUUAUACUCCCUUUUCAGUAUAGUUGCGUGGCAGAAACAUUAACACCAUGUCGCACUUUAACGUGUAACAAGACAACUACUAGUGUAGCUUCUGUUGACUAUCAUGUUAAAACAUAUUGAUACUAAGUGUUUUUUUUAACGUUUGCACGUAAACCGCACUCAGAUUGACCUGUCACAGUAGGGCAUAAGAAGUGUAAGUGAUACUGAAAGUAAGAAAGGAGGGCCAGCCGUUGCUCUCCUGCCACUGCCGGUGCACUUCUCAUAACCUGUCUACCUUCCCAGAAGAUCAUGGCUAGAGGAGGCUGCAAGAAUGUCUUCCUCUCGGUGUUUGACUACAAAACGGAGAAGUAUGUCAUCGCCAAUAAUAAAAAAGUCGGCCUGCUGUUCCGCUUCUUCCAGCUUGGAGUGCUUGUAUAUAUAAUUGGCUGGGUUUUCCUGAUACAGAAAGGCUAUCAGGAAAGAGAGGAGUGCAUCCAGAGCAGCGUGAUUAGCAAGCUCAAGGGGAUGAAUCUCAUCAAUACAUUGCAGAAUGUAUCCCACGUAUGGGGGCCUGAAGAUUAUGUCAUUCCUCCACAGGGCGAAGGAGUUUUCUUUAUUGUUACAAAUUUCAUCGAGACGCCCAAUCAGAGGCUGGGGUACUGUGCAGAGAGCACGAAGGUUGUAGAUGCUUUGUGUGAGGAUGAUGGCGACUGUAUAGAGAAGGCUACGGUGAGAGCGAGUCACGGGAUAAUGAGCGGUCGGUGCCUAAACUCCACAGGCACCUGUGAGAUUUACGGCUGGUGUCCAGUCGAGACCAACCAUAAAUCAAUGGAUGCCACCCUAAUGGGUGCUGUGAACUUCACUGUCUACAUAAAGAAUUUCAUCAGGUUUCCUCAUUUUAACUUUUCAAAAUCAAAUGUCUUGGAUACCAAAAAUGAAACUUACUUGAAGAGCUGUUUGUACGAUAAGAUCGCCAACCCGUACUGCCCCAUCUUUCGGCUGGGAAAUAUUGUUGCAUGGUCGGGAAAUGAUUUUAACAGGAUGGCUGUGAAGGGGGGGUCAAUCGCAAUUAUGAUUGAGUGGAACUGUGAUCUCGAUAAAGACAUAUGUAAUCCGGAGUACCGCUUCACUCGGCUAGACCACUCAGCCAACUCCAUCUCAACUGGCUAUAACUUCAGGUAUGCUCGUUAUUACAAAGACGAGGCAGGACAGACUUAUCGUACCCUUUAUAAAGUAUGUGGGAUUCGAUUCGACAUCAUAGUUAAUGGAGAGACUCCUCCUCAGCAAUUUGAAGUUACUCAUCAUGGAUGCUGAAUGUGCUCUGAAAAUGUGAAUCUAAAAGAACAGCACCUCAUCUAUUUUAAGGAAAAAUGUUUUUAUAUUAAUUUUUAUGCUGAACCUUGUCUUUUGUAAAUUUGCUUUGCCACAUAGAACAAACCACCUGAAUGUCUGUUAUUCGGGCUAGUUUGGCUGUGAAAUGUCAGUGUUACUUUUUCUACAAUGCAAUGCUAGACCCAAGGUGAUUAUGCAUUUCCAUGGGUGAAGUUCAUUGCUGUGUUUAAAUUCCUGGAUGAGCAACCUCUUCCUAUGCAUUAAUACCUUGUUACUCUGCUGUUUCCAUCCAGUGUUAGUUUCUACUCAGAAUGUAAAUGAUUCCAGUCAAAGUUAAACCAUUGAAGAUGACUCUUCAGACAACAAAAUUAAACGAUUGUCUGGAGAUUAUUUUGCUAGUUGGUAGCAAAAUAAUCUUUAAAUGAAUUUCAAAUUUUGUUAGGUAUACUGAGAAGUUGUGUUAUAUUUGUGACUACCUGAAUUGCUAUAAUAAAAAAGAUCUUACCAAACAAAAAGUUUCUUUUGAUUCUCACAGACGAUGUAGUUGUCAGAAUCUUAAAUAGCUGAAAUGAAUCCAUUACAUAAACAGCUAACAUAUGGUGAGAACUAUUGCACAAAAAAGCUACUACCAUAAAAGCCACAAUAUUCAUAGUGUGCUUCAGGAAACAGUGUAUUGGUUACUUGAUAAAUUAAUUAAAGCUUUGUAACAAGUCUGGA
Messenger RNA from Brienomyrus brachyistius, 2393 nucleotides. RefSeq names its product purinergic receptor P2X, ligand-gated ion channel, 5 (gene p2rx5). The transcript has 10 exons. The record is from RefSeq and is a predicted model, not a curated record. Lineage: Eukaryota; Metazoa; Chordata; Actinopteri; Osteoglossiformes; Mormyridae. Gene Ontology annotation, biological process: monoatomic cation transmembrane transport; response to ATP. Bases 654 to 1658 code for a protein of 334 amino acids. Gene Ontology annotation, molecular function: purinergic nucleotide receptor activity; extracellularly ATP-gated monoatomic cation channel activity. Gene Ontology annotation, cellular component: plasma membrane; nuclear inner membrane.